AUGAUAGUGAACACCACCACCACCGAUAGACAACAUCCGAUGGAUUUCACAAUUGUCGAUGAAGUAACAGGUGUACUUCUAUAUCUGUCUUUGAUUGGGGCAGGACUUACAAUAAUAACAUAUCUAAUAUUUCCACAAAUUAGAACCUACCCAAUUAAAUUAAUUAUAUAUUUAUGUUUAUCUUUAUUCUUAGGAAAUGUAUUUCUUUUUAUUUCAUACAAUUACUACGAUACAGUAAUGUGCAUACCAAGUGCAAUCUUGGUACACUAUUUAUUUAUAUCUCAAUUUUUAUGGACUUUUUGUGUUUCCUUAAAUUUCUAUCAAAUGAUAGUAAGGAAAAAUAGAGGAUUGGAGUCAUAUGAAAAAUAUUAUCAUUUAAUUUCCUGGGGAAUACCAUUAAUUAUAGUAGUAGUCUUGGCUAGUACAAAUAAUUAUGUACAAUAUGAUGGAUAUUGUUAUAUGGCACCGGAUUUACCAAUUUUCUAUGGAUUCUUUGUGCCAGGAAUGAUUAUUCUCAUUAGUAAUUGUAUUAUAUUCUUUCUCGUGGCAAGAGAGAUCAGUGACACUCUCAAAAAGUCACCGAAUGAAUAUAGAAAGAAUCGAAUGAGAGAGUUUCGUGUUUACUUUUCGAUAUUUGCGACUUUGGGAGUGUUUUGGAUAUUUUCAUUCUUGGGUAUCUUCGUUGAUGAGACUAGUACGAUCUCUGUGAUAUUUCAAACUAUAGUAGCUGUUACAGCACCGACACAAGGCCUCUUGAUUUUCAUCACCUAUUGUAUCAAUCGACGUGUGUUCUACAGCUACGUCAAACUAUUCUCUCGCAUUUUCCCGGCACUCGACAAUUUCGUGGAGAAUAUGACCACCUGUAAACCAACGACAUCCACAACCGAAAAGUCAAAGUCGUCCGACGAAGAACUAGGUUCCAUUGCAAUGUCUGCACUUCGUGAAAGUUCCUAUCGAGUCAAUAAUCUUGGAAGAUCAACUGACAAUCCAAAUAUCAACAACUAUAACAAUUAUAACGAUAACGUCUAUGAUGAAUCUGAAGAUUCUGAACAACAUCAACAAAAAACACCCACGACAUCAACAUCAACAACAACAAUAACUAUUUUACAACAACCAAUAUUCGAAUCUGAAUUGGGUGAUAAUAAUAAUGAUGAUAGUAAUCAAUUGUUUUGUAUAGAUAUUAAUAACAAUAGUAACUAUAACGAUAACAAUAACGAUAGCGACAAUAAUAGUAAUAAUUAA
This is a messenger RNA of Heterostelium album PN500, 1242 nucleotides long. Its product is annotated as G-protein-coupled receptor family protein. Gene Ontology annotation, molecular function: G protein-coupled receptor activity; cAMP binding. Gene Ontology annotation, biological process: cell surface receptor signaling pathway; G protein-coupled receptor signaling pathway. The transcript is spliced from 4 exons. Gene Ontology annotation, cellular component: membrane. NCBI's taxonomy places the organism in Eukaryota, Evosea, Eumycetozoa, Acytosteliales, Acytosteliaceae. The record is from RefSeq and is a predicted model, not a curated record. Bases 1 to 1242 code for a protein of 413 amino acids.